AUGGCCUUUGUACUAGCUGGAGAGGUGCAGUGGCAUGAGGGAGAGAAGAAAAUGCAUCAACUUAUGCAUGUCCCCUAUGAGGAGAACCCUACGGCAGCUUUCUUGAGCCCAGGCGCAGCUGCACUGGCCCAAAGAUGCCCUCUACUUGCAUUAGGGACGUUGGAUAAACAAGGCCGCCCAUGGAGUACAAUAUGGGGUGGACAGGCUGGAUUCGUUGGCCCAGUUGCUCAAUCCAUCAUCGGAAUAAGGAAUGUUAUUGAUGGAACUCAUGAUCCCGUUGCAGAAACAUUACUCGGCGGUGAGUUGGCGGGCACCAUUGUCAAAGAGCCCUUGCCGGGAAGACUGAUGUCUGCACUGCCCAUUGACAUGGAGAAUAGAAGGCGUGUCAAGUUAAUGGGGCGGAUGGUGGCAGGCUCCAUGGAAGAGGAUUUUCCAGAGGUCCCUGAGGACAGAAACAUAAAUGACAGCAACAUGGGAAAGGCUGCUCAAGUACAGCUAGUCAUGAAAGUUGAAGGAAGCUUAGGCAAUUGUCCCAAAUACAUCAAUAAGAAACGCAUCACACCAGCAAAACCUUGCCCGAAACUCAUAUCUGAUUCACCCCAGCUUCCUCAGGGGGCACUUGACCUACUUAACCGAAUAGAUACCCUCUUCGUGGCCAGCUCCCAUGCAAAUGAUUCUAUGGACUCUAAUAUCCGUGGUGGCCCACCAGGCUUUGUUCGGGUUCUCUCCAAUGAUAAUACGGGUGCUGUCAUAGUAUAUCCAGAGUACUCAGGGAACCGUUUAUACCAGACCCUUGGCAACCUCCAAACCACUCCACUUGCUGGUUAUGCGUUUCCUGAUUUUGAACUAGGGCACAUUUUAUACAUUACAGGGAAGACCGAGGUUCUGGUAGGAAACGAGGCAGCAAAGAUGCUUCCCAGAUCAAAUCUUGCUGUCAAAGUCAGCAUCACUGCCGCUAGAUAUGUGGAAAAUGGCAUUUCAUUUCGCGGGGAGGCAAUGCAGCGGUCCCCUUACAAUCCGGAGGUACGGUAUCUGACCUCUGAGAAGCCAGCCCCUGGUAGCCAACUCCCAGAUGAUGCAGACACACGCGUCACUUUGGUAAAAAAAGACGUGAUAACGCCUACUAUUAGUCGAUUUCGAUUCAAGGCGUCUGAUCCGUCAAUGGUUCUCAGAUGGAUUCCUGGCCAGUAUGCCACUGUCUCAUUCAGAGAUGAGCUUGACAUGGGAUAUAGCCAUAUGAGAGAUGAUGACCCAACAAGUAUCAAUGAUGACUAUAUUCGCACGUUCACAGUGUCAUCAUACCCUGGACGCAACCUUGCCAAAAAUGAAUUCGAAAUCACGGUCAGAAAAAAAGGAAAUGCUACCAGCCAUCUAUUUAGAGCCAGCGAAAGAAGUGGGUUGGAACUAUCGCUUCGUGGGUUUGAUGGGAGCUUUCGAUUUGAGAGUCCCGAAUCGAACCAAAACGUUGGCCAUGAUAAUUCCAUUCUUCCCUUCAUUGCCGGCGGUAUAGGAAUUACUCCUGUCCUUGCGCAACUCCCCGAUAUUGACACGUCCCGGCUAAAGCUUUUAUGGUCUGUGUCACUCAAAGAUAUCGGGCUUGUGUAUGACGUUUUUGAACAAUUCCCUACUCUACCAAAUAGCACGACCUUAUUCCUCACAUCCGGCUCUCCAACCCCAGAAAGUGACAUGGAUGAAAAUGAUAAGAAGGCACUUGACUCGGUAAUUUCUUCAGGGGCGAAAAUAGAGCGCCGUCGAUUGAUACAAGAAGACCUGUCUGCUGUACCUGAUGCUAGUGUCUGGUACCUUUGUGCGGGAACCGGGUUAAAGACGGCCGCUACCAAUUGGCUGACAGGGAAAAAGCUUUUCUAUGAAGAUUUCAACUAUUAA
Molecule: messenger RNA, 1887 nt
Organism: Nannizzia gypsea CBS 118893
Lineage: Eukaryota; Fungi; Ascomycota; Eurotiomycetes; Onygenales; Arthrodermataceae
Product: oxidoreductase FAD/NAD(P)-binding
Exons: 2
Coding region: 1-1887 (628 amino acids)
Molecular function (GO): oxidoreductase activity
Source: RefSeq, a predicted model, not a curated record